Lagenorhynchus albirostris (white-beaked dolphin) is the source of this 2892-nucleotide messenger RNA. It is a transcript of the gene TMEM198, whose product is annotated as transmembrane protein 198. Bases 1218 to 2300 code for a protein of 360 amino acids. The transcript is spliced from 5 exons. NCBI's taxonomy places the organism in Eukaryota, Metazoa, Chordata, Mammalia, Artiodactyla, Delphinidae. Gene Ontology annotation, cellular component: plasma membrane; cytoplasmic vesicle. Gene Ontology annotation, biological process: positive regulation of canonical Wnt signaling pathway. The record is from RefSeq and is a predicted model, not a curated record.
GUUCCCAGCGGGUGGGGCUGGCGAGUCUGAUCCCUACCUGACGGCCUUUUUGGCGGCCUGGCCAGGCUGUGCAGGGUGGUAGGGCAAGACACGCGGUUCCCAGUUCUCCCCGGCGCCUGCACCGGCCCCGGGCUUCUCGCGCUCCGCUCCGGGCUGCACCGAGUUGGGCCGGCGCGCCGCGUUGGUGUUGCCGCGCGGCGGCAGCUCAGAAUCUCCGGGUUGGGGCGGCCCUGGGCCACAAGGCUCCUCCACCCAGGUGACGCUGAGCAGGCUCAGAGUGAAGCCCAGGGAGAUGCCCACGGCCACGGGCCCUGCGGGCCGCAGCACCGACAACAGCAGCGAUGCCCGCAUGGCGCCCGGACCGCGGGCCCCCGGCCCUGGAGCAGCCCCAGAGCAGCAAGAGGAGGCUUCGAGGGGGCGGGACCGGGGAGGGGGCGGAUCCGGAGGGCCCGAGCCAAGCGGGCGGGCCCCCUCCCUCCCCGCCGAGCAGAGCCCGCGGCCCGAGCCGAAUCUCCUGCGCCUCGUUCCGAUCGCCCUCCAGCCGCCGCUCGGUACCGCGCGGGUCCCGGCGCUGGGCGCGGGAGCCUCAGCCGAGGCCGCCGCUGUCCGACGUGUCACUGGGAGGGCCCCGCCCCCGGGGUGGGGUCUCGGGCUCCGGCUACCGGAGAGGGAGGAGAAGGGGGAGGUUAAAGGGGAAGGACCCCCGGAAGUGCCCCCUCCUCAGUGCGGGAGAGGCAGACGUCGGGGGCGGAGUCCCCUACCUCCCCCCGGCGUGGUUGGUGCGUCCUGUGUGACGUCAGAAGCAGCCCGCCCCUGCCUGGAUGGUGCGCCCUGAGUGACGUAAGGAGCAGAGGCCGGAGCUGUCCAUCAGCACCAAAGGCCGCGGGCGGGCACAGGGCAUGGGGCCGCGGCUCUGGGGCAGCCCGAGCCCCUGCUCCUGCUCCUUUCCCUUCCCCAGGCCCAGCCUAAGUGCCCGGACGUCGCGGGACUGGAGUGCCAGCCGGUGUCGGAGGCGGAGCGGCGUCGCCGCCGCGCAGGGACCGGUCCGUCCGGCUCAGCAGCCCCCUUCUCCUCACCGCGGACUUUUACCGGACACCAGUCAGCUGGAGCCUCUGGCGCCCGGCAACCCCGGCCGGAGAGCCUCCUUCGCUCAGAAGCUCAGGUCGCCUCCAGCCCAGGCUGACGUGGGAGGGUGACUCCCUACUGUUCCCAGCACUAUGCCGGGCACUGUGGCGACACUUCGGUUCCAGCUGCUGCCCCCCGAGCCAGAUGAUGCCUUCUGGGGUGCACCCUGCGAACAGCCCCUGGAGCGCAGGUACCAGGCACUGCCAGCCCUCGUCUGCAUCAUGUGCUGUCUGUUUGGAGUCAUCUACUGCUUCUUCGGUUACCGCUGCUUCAAGGCAGUACUCUUCCUCACUGGGUUGCUGUUUGGCUCGGUGGUCAUCUUCCUGCUGUGCUACCGAGAGCGGGUGCUGGAGACGCAGCUGAGUGCCGGGGCGAGUGCAGGCAUCGCGCUGGGCAUCGGGCUGCUCUGCGGGCUGGUGGCCAUGCUGGUGCGCAGCGUGGGCCUCUUCCUGGUAGGGCUGCUGCUCGGCCUACUGCUCGCCGCUGCCGCCCUACUGGGCUCCGCGCCCUACUACCAGCCAGGCUCUGUUUGGGGCCCCCUGGGGCUGCUGCUGGGGGGCGGCCUGCUCUGCGCCCUGCUCACGCUGCGCUGGCCCCGCCCGCUCACCACCCUGGCCACUGCCGUGACGGGUGCUGCGCUCAUCGCCACGGCUGCCGACUACUUUGCCGAGCUGCUGCUGCUGGGGCGCUACGCGGUGGAGCGUCUGCGGGCCGCCCCCGUGCCCCCUCUCUGCUGGCGGAGCUGGGCCUUGCUGGCACUUUGGCCCCUGCUCAGCCUGAUGGGCGUUCUGGUGCAGUGGCGGGUGACCGCCGAGCGGGACUCCCACACGGAAGUGGUCAUCAGCCGGCAGCGCCGUCGUGUGCAGCUGAUGAGGAUUCGGCAGCAGGAAGAGCGCAAGGAGAAGCGGCGCAAGAAGAGACCCCCAAGGCCUCCCGCUAGAGGCCCGCGGGCUCCUCCAAGGCCUGGGCCCCCUGACCCUGCUUAUCGGCGCAGGCCAGUGCCCAUCAAACGCUUCAACGGAGACAUCCUCUCCCCGAGCUACAUCCAGAGCUUCCGGGACCGGCAGACAGGGAGCUCGCUGAGCUCCUUCAUGGCCUCGCCCACAGACGCGGACUAUGAGUACGGGUCCCGGGGACCGCUGACGGCCUGCUCUGGGCCCCCCAUGCGGGUAUAGCAGUCUCUCUGCUCCUGCCCGCCUACACUCAUCGGUCACCAGCUCUGCCAGCUUGGGGAGGCCCGCUGGGCCAUGACUCAGCCCACCUGGCCCUGUGGCCUUUGGCUGUCUCCUUCCCCCCCCCGGAGAGGGAUGGCCUGGCCGCCAGAAGGGAGGACCUAUCUCAGGCUGCCUGGCCUGAGGGGAGAGCCUCCUCCCAAGCUCCCGAGGGGCUCCUGAGGGACGCGAGUGUGAGCCCCGCUGGGGUGUGCUCAGGGUUGUGAGUGUGUCGCCUGUGUGUGCGUGCGUGAAGGGGUGGGCUUGGAGAGGACACUGGGACCCCUGCCUUAGAUUUCUGACUGGUAGGGCUUCUCCAAGGGUGACCCUGCCUCCUCUCCCACUCCUGGGGUCCCAUGGGCUACUCUCCUGCAUGUCUAAGUGGAGGAGGUCUACCUUCCUCCCCCAUCGCCUCCACCUCUCAGCCAGACUCAUCUAAGACUUCUUGUCUUUGUCCAUGGGGCAAACUGCAGCAGCCCUCACCCUGGUCCCCUGUCCUCUGCAAGCCACCAGCCUGAGGGCAGUGGCAGGGAAUGGGGGUGGGCGGGUGCUGCUC